AUGGAAGACAGGGGACCCCCAAAGGGGGAGAAACAUCACCACCACGUUGGUAGGGGUGGUAGGCGUCACAGCCCCGAUGAUUGGCACAAUCGGCAUGAUCGCCAUGAUAAUAACCGCUAUGAUCAUACCCGCCGUGAUAAUAACCGCUAUGAUCAUACCCGCCGUGACCGGGGGGGCAACAGACACUCCUACUGGAGGGACGAACCCCCAAAGGGCGAAGACAACCCAGUGGAAAUGCCAUACCAUAGCGAAACGUCCGAGCGCAAUGAAAAGAAAAAGAACCAGUUUGAAAAAUCACGUUAUCACUACUAUAAUAGGCGAGCCGAUGAAAAUAGCUAUUUUGGCGAGUCGCAGCGCGUUGCCAAGACAAGCAAUAAAAGGAAACACUCCCCGGACAAAACAAGCGAUCAUAGUUAUCGCACUGGUAAAGGGACAAAGGAAGGGACCAACCAGGGGGAGGAAGAAGGUGUAAGCAGCAGGAACAACAAUCAUGUGAAAAGUUUUAAAACUGAAAGGGAACCCACCCCGCAUGAAAAACGUAGCAGUGAUGAAGGGGGAAGGAGCAGGGAGAGAAUGAGAAGCCAAAACAGUCAUGAGAGGCAUCUCCAGCAAGGUAAGGACAACGUGGGGGGGAAGAACGGAGGAGACUGGGACGAAUGCGAAAGCGAGGAGUUUGGAAGUGAUAUACAAGGGAGCGACGAGGGUCGAAGUGACGGGGAACGAAGCGAUGGACUCCCCAGCGAUGCCGAGGCGAUGAAAGUGCAUGGGCUGCUGAACGGGUGCCGAAGCGUAAAAAACUACAGGCGAUUGAACAAAAUAAGCGAAGGGACGUACGGAGCAGUGUUCCGGGCACAAAACAAAAAGACGAAGAAGAUAGUGGCGCUGAAACAAAUGAAGAACUUUUCGAGCAUGCGCCACGAAGGGUUUGCAAUCACAUCCCUUCGGGAAAUAAACAUACUGCUCCAAUUGUACCAUGAAAAUAUUUUAUCAGUAAAGGAAGUAGUGAUAGGCAAACACCUAAAUGACAUUUACCUAGUGAUGGAAUAUGUAGAGCAUGAGUUGAAAAUGCUCUUAGACAACAAAACCCCGAGCUUCACCAUCUCCGAACUGAAGUGCCUACUGAAGCAACUACUCAGCGGUGUUGAUUAUCUGCACACCAAUUGGGUCAUGCACAGAGAUUUAAAAACGACGAAUCUGUUGUAUAGCAAUAAAGGCGUCCUAAAAAUUUGCGAUUUCGGAAUGGCGAGAAAAUUUGGCCAUAUAAAUAAUCACAACAUCACAAGGAAUGUCGUAACAUUAUGGUAUAGAGCCCCAGAAUUGCUAUUAGGAGAAAGGUGCUAUACAAAUAAAAUCGACAUAUGGAGUGUUGGAUGCAUUUUUGCUGAAAUGAUUCUUAAGAAGCCAUUAUUUAUUGGGGAAAACGAAAUUGACCAGAUUUUAAAAAUAUUAAGCUUGUUAGGUCUACCAGAUAGGGAAGACUACCCUGAAUUUUAUGAAUACUCCUUUAUUUCCAAAAAUAAAGAACUUUUUAAAAAGAAAAAAAUUAAAAUGAACGUCACCAAAAUACGCUCCCAUUUCCCCAAUGUUGCUAACCAGUUCUCGGGCCUGUACUUGUCAGACACUGGACUGGACUUACUACAACAGUUGCUGCAUUUUAAUCCCAGAAAUAGAAUCUCCGCGGCGGACGCUUUAAAACAUCCCUACUUUAAGGAAUUUCCCAAACCCUUGGACAUUGGCGACAUGCCCAUUAUCCCAGAUACCAAUAAGGUUAUUCGGUCGAAAAAAAUGACUAGCCAGUAUAAGCUCAUCGGCCAGAAUAAUAUACGCUUCCAUUCGUAA
Plasmodium inui San Antonio 1 is the source of this 1839-nucleotide messenger RNA. RefSeq names its product CMGC/CDK protein kinase. Gene Ontology annotation, biological process: regulation of mitotic cell cycle; protein phosphorylation. Gene Ontology annotation, cellular component: nucleus. The coding region runs from base 1 to 1839 and encodes 612 amino acids. NCBI's taxonomy places the organism in Eukaryota, Apicomplexa, Aconoidasida, Haemosporida, Plasmodiidae. Gene Ontology annotation, molecular function: cyclin-dependent protein serine/threonine kinase activity; ATP binding. The transcript has a single exon. The record is from RefSeq and is a predicted model, not a curated record.